Polistes dominula (European paper wasp) is the source of this 1645-nucleotide messenger RNA. It is a transcript of the gene SerRS, whose product is annotated as Seryl-tRNA synthetase. Lineage: Eukaryota; Metazoa; Arthropoda; Insecta; Hymenoptera; Vespidae. Gene Ontology annotation, biological process: seryl-tRNA aminoacylation. Gene Ontology annotation, molecular function: ATP binding; serine-tRNA ligase activity. The record is from RefSeq and is a predicted model, not a curated record.
CUGCAGUCAUAAAAUAUAGAGUUUAAGAACACGUCAUAAAACAAGUGGUACAGUCGGUAUUGUACACCACGUGGAGUAGACGUUGCAUUUUAUAUUAAAAAGUUAAAAAGUUAAAACAUUUCAAUAGAACAAUGGUGUUAGAUUUAGAUCUAUUUCGGAAAGACAAAGGUUUUGAUCCUGAAAAAAUACGUGAAAAUCAAAAGAAACGUUUCAAGGAUGUAGCAUUGGUAGAUUUGGUUAUUGAAAAAGACAAAUAUUGGAGACAGCUGCGUCACCGUGCUGACAAUUUAAAUAAAGUUAAAAAUUUAUGUAGCAAAGAAAUAGGUGAAAAAAUGAAAAAGAAAGAGCCGAUCGGUGACAGUGACGUAGUACCUGAUGAAAUAUCUAACAAUUUAGAUAAUCUUGUAUCUGACAAUCUCAAACCAUUAACUGUCAAACAGAUUAAAAGUAUUCGUGCUUUGAUUGACACUGCUAUUCAAGAAAAUGUUGAGAAUUUAAGUUUAACUGAAUCGGAAAGAAAUAGUGCACUUAGAGAAGUAGGCAAUCAUUUACAUGAAUCUGUACCGGUCAGUAAUGACGAAGAAGAAAAUAAGAUUGAAAGAACUUAUGGAGAUUGUACGGAAAGAAAGAAAUAUUCUCAUGUAGAUUUAAUACAUAUGAUUGAUGGAAUGGAUGGGGAACGUGGAACUUCAGUUUCUGGUGGAAGAGGAUACUUUUUAAGUGGACCUGCUGUUUUUCUUCAACAAGCGCUUAUAGAUUUAGCGUUAAAAAAAUUAUUUGACAAAGAUUAUAAACCAUUGUAUACCCCAUUUUUUAUGCGCAAGGACGCGAUGCAAGAAGUUGCCCAACUUUCUCAGUUUGACGAAGAAUUAUAUAAGGUCAUUGGUAAAAGUAGCGAACGCAAUGAAGAUAAAGAUACAGAAGAAAAAUACUUGAUAGCUACAUCGGAACAACCCAUUGCUGCCUUUCAUAGAAACGAAUGGAUUUCAGAAAAUGUUUUACCUGUUAAAUUUGCUGGAAUUUCUACUUGUUUUAGGCAAGAAGUUGGAUCGCACGGUCGAGAUACUAGGGGAAUUUUUAGAGUUCAUCAAUUUGAAAAGGUAGAACAAUUUUGUUUAACUUCACCUUACGAUAAUAAGUCGUGGGAAAUGAUGGAAGAGAUGAUAAAUAACGCAGAAGAAUUUUAUAAAGAACUUGAAAUACCCUAUCGCAUUGUGAAUAUUGUUUCUGGUGCUCUUAAUCAUGCAGCGUCUAAAAAACUUGAUUUAGAAGCAUGGUUUCCUGGUUCUGGAGCAUUUCGUGAACUCGUAUCCUGCAGUAAUUGUUUAGAUUAUCAAGCUAGAAGACUUUUAGUUAGAUAUGGUCAAACUAAGAAAAUGAAUACAGCAACCGAUUAUGUUCAUAUGUUAAACGCAACAAUGUGUGCAGUUACUCGUGUAAUAUGCGCGAUAUUGGAAGUACAUCAAACAGAAACUGGUAUUAAGGUUCCAAAGGUUCUUGCCCAUUAUAUGCCUUCCAAAUACGAAGAAGAAAUUCCUUUUGUUAAGCCUGCACCGAUCGAUGAGGCUGAAACUAAAAAACAAAAAAAGCAAAAAGAACAUGCUGCAUAAUAAAUUCAAAUGGGGUUAUAACAAAUUUAUGCAAU